Molecule: messenger RNA, 1146 nt
Organism: Lathyrus oleraceus (garden pea)
Lineage: Eukaryota; Viridiplantae; Streptophyta; Magnoliopsida; Fabales; Fabaceae
Exons: 1
Coding region: 1-1146 (381 amino acids)
Source: RefSeq, a predicted model, not a curated record
AUGGAUAAUUGGGAUACCAAGGGAACUUUCAAAGGUUUCUCAAGGAGAUUUCUAGAAGACUUGGUUGUGGAGUUUGAGAAGGCAGAUAAUUGGAAGGCUUUCAAUGUUGUUAUCGCCCUUCCAAUUCAUGGGAUUAUGAUUUUCCCUAAUAUUGAAAAUUUUAUGGAUCAGAUAGCUAUGGAGAUUUUUCUUUCUGGUAACCCGAUACCUUUCCUUCUAGCUAGCAUUUAUUACUCUCUUCAUGAUCAUCGCGAGGAGAAAGGAGGCACAUUGUUGUGUUGUGCUCCUCUCUUGCAUGCUUGGCUUAUGACACAUAUGAAGGAGGAAGUCCCAAUUUUUUCUAAGGAGCUCAAAUGGUCACAAAAGUUAGGAUCUAUUACCGCUAGCAACAUCAAGUGGUACAUUAGAGAUUGGGAAACUGAAGACAUCAUCACCAACUAUGGGAAUUUCCCUAAUGUUCCGUUGUGGGGAACUAUGGGAUGCAUUAACUAUAAUCCUGUUAUAUCCCUAAGGAAGCACAAUUACCCUGUGAAUGGUACCCCAGAAACCAGAGCUUUGCAACCAUUCAUCCUGCAUGACUUGGAAAUGAGCAACCCGGUUAUGAAAAGAGUUAGAAGAGCUUGGCUUAUAGUUGUAAGAGAAGGAAAGGAAUUGGGAAAGAGGAACACCCUUGUUAAGGAACCUUAUACCAAAUGGGUGAAAGAGAGAGCACAAGUGAUCAAACUUCCAUACCCUUUUGAUCCUUCUAUUUUUCCUUUAGUUCCUGAGCCAGAACCCAUCUUGCCUAAAGAUGUUGAGAAGCUUAAUGCCAUAAUCAAAGAGCUUGUAGUAGAAAACACUGAGUUGAUGAUUAAGCUUAAUCGAGUUACUUUGGAGAAUGAGAAUAUGAAGAAUGAUCGUGAAAGGAAAGACAAAGAGCUUGAAGCCACCAAUAAAAGGGCUAGAGAGUCCGAUGAAAGAAGGGAAAAGUUUGGUCAUGCUCUCAAAGGUACCAAAUAUGUGUUAAAGACUAAGAAUCAAGAGUUGGAUCAAGCCAUACACAAGAUUCAAGAGCUGAACAAGACUGUGGAGAGAACCCUAGAGAUGAAGAGGGAAGCCAGGUCGAUCUAUGAAAUAUGUACUCGUGAGUUUGAAAAUACUAUCUAG